Molecule: messenger RNA, 336 nt
Organism: Caenorhabditis briggsae
Lineage: Eukaryota; Metazoa; Nematoda; Chromadorea; Rhabditida; Rhabditidae
Exons: 1
Coding region: 1-336 (111 amino acids)
Biological process (GO): embryo development
Molecular function (GO): protein binding
Source: RefSeq, a predicted model, not a curated record
AUGCAACUGUCGAAAUUUCCGUAUUUGGUCCAAAGGGAGAUCUUUGACAACAUGACAAAUUUCAAUCUAUUCUGGUUGUCUUUCGUGUCAAAAAAUAUGAAAACUUUGAUAAAAUCCUCUCAAAUUGUGAGAUUCAAAAGCAUCAUCCGUGUCAUGUACCAAAGUGCUUUUGUAGACAAACGUAUUGUUUCCAUUCCCUUUAAGACGCAAAGUAUUAUGGGAACAGGAGAUAAUCUGAGAAUGGAAGAAAUCAUGGGAAUUUACGAUCACCACGAGGAAUCUGAAAAUGAUUAUUUUCAACUGAAUGUAUCUGGGAAAAUGAUUGAUUUUCGGUGA